AAAAAACUCUCUGCCUCACCUCCAUCUUCCCCACGCUUCCCAUUUCCUCCCCUCCACGUCUUGCUUUCAUCUCUCUGCUCUCCGCUUCGGAGCUUGGAGCACCGCCCUAUGGCCCAGGAGACCAGAGCCGAGUCGCCGGAGGCGACAGUGGCCGCCGUGGAGGUCGUCGUCGCUGAGGUGACGGCGUCGGAGAAGGAGGUGGUCGGUGAGCAGCCGAAAUCGGUGGCUGAGCCUGCCUCUGAGGUGGUGAAGCCAGUAAAGAACUCGGCUUUGGAGGUCGCUCUUGCCGCGGAGAAAGCGGCCGAGGUGGAGGAGAAGAAGGCGGCGGCGGCGGAGGAGGUUAAGGCGGAAGGGAUGCUGCAAGCUGUCUCCUUUAAGGAGGAGAGUAACCUUGUUUCGGAGCUCGAAGAUCCUGAGAAGAAGGCGCUGGAGGAGCUCAAGCUGCUCGUCCAGGCUGCGCUCGCGAAUAGUGAGUUCAGCCCUCCGGCUCCCGCCAAGGAGAAGGAGGCGAAGGCGAAGGCGGAAGGCGACGCUGCUUCUGGUCCUGAGGAGGAUCCCCUGAAGACUGUGGCGGCGGAGGAGGGUAAAGUUGAAGGAGACUCUGAGAAAGAGACCGCCGGAAAGGCCGUAGCGGCAGAGGAGGCUGAAGCAGGGGGCGAAUCUGCUCCUGCGCCUGGGGAGGAGGUCCCGAAAGAUGUGGUGACGGAGGCGGCCAAAACUGAGGGCGGACCCUCGGCCUCAGCAGAAGAGCCCCCGAAGGCCGUAGCAACAGAGGAGCCUCUGAAGUCUGUUGCGGCGGAGGAGCCGACCGCACCGACCGUGGAAGAAAAGCAGAAGCCUCCGGAGGCAGAAGAGAAGUCGGAUGACGACGGUGCUAAAACCGUCGAGGCCAUAGAGGAAACCGUCGUUCCCAUUUCUGCUCCUCCGCUCGCCGAGACCGAAACGCCUGCUGCAGAAGCUCCGAGGGAGGAGAAGGAAGAGGAAAAAGUCUCACCGCCUUCGCCAGAGAAAGUCAUCAUCUGGGGAGUGCCACUCCUCGCCGACGAGAGGAGCGACACUGUCCUCCUUAAGUUCCUCCGCGCCAGGGACUUCAAGGUGAAGGAAGCCAUGGCCAUGCUCAAGAACGCCGUACUCUGGCGGAAGGAGUUUGGCAUCGAGGCGCUCCUCGAAGAGGAUCUCGGCGUCCCCGAGUUGGAGAAGGUGGUGUUCAUGCACGGCGUCGACAAAGAGAACCACCCCGUCUGCUACAACGUGUAUGGCGAGUUCCAAAACAAGGAGCUUUACGCCGCCGCCUUCGCCGACAAGGAGAAGAGGCACAGGUUCUUGAGGUGGAGAAUUCAGUACUUGGAGAAGGGCAUAAGGAACUCGCUGGACUUCAAUCCAGAAGGCGUUUCCACCAUGGUCCAGGUCACCGAUCUCAAGAACUCAAUCGGCCUCGCGAAGAAGGAGCUCCGCCAAGCUCUCGACUUGCUCCAAGAUAACUACCCCGAGUUCGCCGCCAAACAGGUGUUCAUCAACGUCCCAUGGUGGUACCUGGCUUUCAACAGGAUGAUCAGUCCAUUCUUUACACAAAGAACAAAGAGCAAGUUUGUUUUUGCAGGACCAUCUAAAUCAGCUGAGACCCUCUUCAAAUACAUCGCUCCUGAGCAAGUUCCUGUUCAGUUUGGAGGCCUGAGCAAGGAGAAUGACCCAGAUUUCAGCACUGCUGAUUCUGUUACAGAGGUCGCCAUUAAGCCAUCAACCAAGCAUGUCAUCCAAAUUCCAGUCAGUGAGUCGAGCACCAUUGCUUGGGAGGUCCGAGUUCUCGGCUCCGACGUGACUUACCGCGCUGAAUUCGUGCCCGAGGCGGAGGAUGGAUACACCAUCAUCGUUCAGAAGGCGCGGAAGUUGAUCGCGACCGACGAACCAGUGGCGAAGGGCAGUUUCAAAAUCAGCGAGGCCGGCAAAGUGGUUCUCACUGUGGACAACAACACCUCCAAGAAGAAGAAACUACUCUACAGGUACAAGACCAAGAGCUCUGCGGAUUGCUCUUAAAUCAAGCAACCGUAAACUGAACGUGAUGAACGAAAUCACAUCUACUGUUUACCUUAUUAUUGUUCUCAGUUUUAUCUUCAAGUAAUUAGUCUGUAUGGUGUUUGUUGACUUGCUGGAGUCGAAUUCAUUUGUGGGUGUAAAUUGAAUUUUGUAUACGUUUUCUGUCUAUCAAUUUGAUUGCUUUUUGUUACUA
This is a messenger RNA of Zingiber officinale, 2227 nucleotides long. Its product is annotated as patellin-3-like. Gene Ontology annotation, molecular function: lipid binding. NCBI's taxonomy places the organism in Eukaryota, Viridiplantae, Streptophyta, Magnoliopsida, Zingiberales, Zingiberaceae. The transcript is spliced from 4 exons. Bases 109 to 2034 code for a protein of 641 amino acids. The record is from RefSeq and is a predicted model, not a curated record.